Messenger RNA from Xylaria bambusicola, 1179 nucleotides. RefSeq lists its product as uncharacterized. The record is from RefSeq and is a predicted model, not a curated record. NCBI's taxonomy places the organism in Eukaryota, Fungi, Ascomycota, Sordariomycetes, Xylariales, Xylariaceae. The transcript has 3 exons. Bases 208 to 615 code for a protein of 135 amino acids.
AGAGGCAGAGGUAGAGGCAGAGGCAUAGCCGCAUAGCUAGCUGUGUGAGCUUCACGGGCAUACCUGGCCCUGAAUCAUCUAUACUCUGCGUUACAUGUUCAGCAAUCUUAUCAUAUGUCAUUUGCCCAUUCUGUCCUCUAAGGCUCUUAUGCGCGAGUCCAUGACGUGCCAACCUUCAUCACCUUACAUACGCCCACAUCAGAGUAAAUGAUGGCGGCCAACGGCCAAGACACGAAGCACGAUGUGAAGCAGGGCAAACCGCAAUUAUCCGGCAAUGACGAGACCUCGGAGGAGAAGCAGCUUCAACGUGAUUUGAAGCACCUAGAUCUUCUCCUUGCCAAGUGUCGAGAUAUGCGAACCACCAUACCUCGGAUGCUUGGCGGUAUGCCGGAAGUGGCUCAAAACAAUCCCGAAUCUCUAGAAGCCUUGUUUAGUGAACUGGUCAGCCACAUGAAAAGCGCCGGCACCGAGAUCCAAGACUUCGCAGCGCUGUACAAUAGCGAGGAUAAUAAAAAGGUGCUCGAAAAGGCCAGAAAGAGUCGUGCUGCCAAUCCGAAGGGCAUCAAGACCUGGCUUUACAAGGACCACCCAGACUGGGCAGAUGUGCCUCGAUGAAAAGGGGCUCCCUCGGCAUCCCUUUGCAACCAAUGCCAGCUGUGCUCUCAAUUUUAUUGAUUGAUUGGUUGAUUUGAAAGCUUUUGAUUUUGCGAUGGAACAUUCCUAUCAUCGGCGUUUAUCAUGGGACGGUCGUCAAACGGAAGGCAUACUUUUUUACAUAUGGUGUCUAGGAGUUCUUGGUUUACCGUGAGUUACCUAGUACACAGGCAGUACACAGGCAGUAGUAGGUACAUGGGCAGAUUUAUACCUGAAAUUCGAAAAUAUACCAUUGCAGUAAGGACUCUCUCCCUCUCACACUUGAGCUGUCCACAAAGCCAUUAUCACCGCCUUCAUACAAUAUCGAACGAAUUCCCAAUCAAUCCGUAGCUAGAACAUAUCGAGGUACGUAAUAUAGAAAAUAACUUCACCUACAACCAGGUAUUGUUACGAUCUUAGGUUGAGUUAAACUUCCCUUGAUAAAGCUAAAGCAGAGAGACCAUGGCCAGGUGGAGAGCGCGUCUUCGCUUACUUAAAGUGGCUUAGACCCUUUGCCAUCGGCCAUCUGCCACUGCGCGAGCCGCA